Messenger RNA from Daldinia loculata, 1385 nucleotides. Its product is annotated as phosphoribosylglycinamide formyltransferase. Gene Ontology annotation, molecular function: phosphoribosylglycinamide formyltransferase activity. Gene Ontology annotation, biological process: 'de novo' IMP biosynthetic process. Gene Ontology annotation, cellular component: cytoplasm. Lineage: Eukaryota; Fungi; Ascomycota; Sordariomycetes; Xylariales; Hypoxylaceae. Bases 121 to 798 code for a protein of 225 amino acids. The record is from RefSeq and is a predicted model, not a curated record. The transcript is spliced from 2 exons.
AGAAAUUCGGCAACACGAAAGAGCUAGGUCCGUACGCUUCUUUUACAAUAUAACUUACCUCUCAGUUCUAGUUCAUCGUUCCCUGGUAUAAUAUACAAGGCACACCAAAACUGUCUAAUCAUGGCCGAAGCGCGAAUCUCGGUGCUUUGCAGCGGGAAUGGGUCAAAUCUACAGGCGCUCAUUGAUUCAUGCGCCUCUGAUGCGCCUGAUAGCAUACGAGGCAAGAUCGUGAAGGUGACGGUGAAUAGGAAAGGAGCAUAUGCGGUGACGCGGGCUGAGAAAGCCGGCAUUCCCACGGAUUACUUCAAUCUGGUCAAGGACGGAUAUCACAAACUCGGCGAAAAAGACGCAGCUGUGCUCAAGGAAGCAAGGCUAAAAUAUGACGCCGAUUUGGCAGAGAGAAUACUGCAGGACAAGCCAGAUCUUAUUGUUCUGGCAGGCUGGAUGCACGUCUUGACGACGAAUUUCUUACGUCCGAUCAGCGCUGCUGGUGUGCCGAUUAUCAAUCUCCAUCCCGCUUUACCAGGAAAAUAUGACGGCGCGGGUGCAAUUGAUAGGGCAUACGACGAUUUCAAGGCCGGAAAGCUCGAGGACAAUACAACUGGCAUAAUGAUUCAUUAUGUUAUUGCUGAAGUCGACCGCGGCGAACCUAUUUUGGUUCAGAAGAUCAAGAUUGAAGAGGGAGAGAGUCUGCAAGAUCUCGAGCAGAAGAUCCACGGAUAUGAACACGAAUUAAUCGUGAAAGCAACUGCACUGCUAGCGGAAAAAAUAUCUACUGCAAAGGUAUCCAAGACAUAGGUGAGGAUGGCUUCGGCGUAACUCUUAUGAAAAAAUAAGAAACCAACCAUACAGAGAUUCCGGCACUAGGAGACGAUGGUGUUGGCCGAUGAGACCAGAAUGAAAACGCAGGACCUGUCGAUAUAGAAGCUGCUUUGGCUCAGUCGAGUGAGUUUAUUGAAAUUCCUGUCGCUCGAAACUGCGAAAUCGGUGUUAUGUACAUGCAUGCAGGUAAGGCUCCGGGAUGUGAGUGAAGUUAUCCGGGAUGCGAGUAAAGUCACACUAGACGAGACCGGCUAAGAUACGGUACUACGAAUUGUUUCAAUCGUAAAACAUAUUGGAGCUCUUUUGCGGAGGGUGGAACCCUUUUCAACCAACCAGAUAACUGAGAGGUAUUCGGAGAUAAACAAGAAAUAAGGAGACCGCCGAUCAGAGUCGUUUUUUUUACAAUAUGUACAGUCAGAUAAGGGUUCACAAUAGGGGACUGCGACGUUAAAGUCAUCUCAAAGCCUGCAAAGCCUGCAAAGCCUGCAAAGCCUGCAGGACCAGAGGCCUCAGCACUUGCAGCACUUGCAGCACCAAGGCGAAUGAUGCAAAUGCUAGACGGA